Molecule: messenger RNA, 5135 nt
Organism: Sphaeramia orbicularis (orbiculate cardinalfish)
Lineage: Eukaryota; Metazoa; Chordata; Actinopteri; Kurtiformes; Apogonidae
Gene: esrrb
Product: estrogen-related receptor beta
Exons: 8
Coding region: 696-2138 (480 amino acids)
Biological process (GO): regulation of DNA-templated transcription
Cellular component (GO): nucleus
Molecular function (GO): steroid binding; nuclear steroid receptor activity; sequence-specific DNA binding
Source: RefSeq, a predicted model, not a curated record
CCAGAUCUUUUACCUAAACUUUGCUUGAGUGUUCUCAGUUGCAUCCCUGUUGUUCAUGUGAUAGGUUGUUUUGUCUAUGUGAGUGUGAGCAUGUGUGGCGUGCCUGUGUUGUAUCUGUACAUAGCAGAGUGUGCGAGUGAGCGUUUGGAUCCCUCCUCCCUGGUGCUCCGCCGGCCCCUCUGUCGCUUUAAGUCCUGCCCCUCUGAGCCAGCCAACAGCAGCUGUUCCAUAUUCAUCAAGCCCUUGAGUCUUAAAGAGCCCUAUCCCGACCAUGGAAAGAGUCAUUCCUCUCGCCAGCGCUCUCAUGCUCUCUCCAUCUUAGCGCUCAUCCCGCUGCUGCCUGCGCUUCUCUCUCUCUCCCCCUUUACCUCACUGUCUAUCUGUCCCUCCCCCCUCACUCUCUCCCUCUCUCUCUCUCUGUCACACACACAUUCACUUACAUACACCCUCACACACGUUCUCUCCCACACAUAUAUACAUAAACACACAUACACAACACACAUGCUCAUGCACCCACACACCCACCCAAUCCAUCAGAGUCCAACAUACCUGUGCAGGCUGGGGGGAGCGGUGCUGGAGGGGGUUUUCGGCAGUGUUGUCUCUGAGGGUGCUGUGCUAUCAUUUGGGGAAGAAGCGGGUCUCAAUUGUUUUCUCUUUCCUCUUCCUCUCAUUCCUGGAAUGCUAAAACUGGACUGAUGGACAUUUCAGAACUUUGUCUUCCAGACCCUCUCAGCUAUCAUAACCAGGCUUUGUUGUCCAAUUCAUUAGAGAGAUUCCUGAGUCCACUGGCCACGCUGGAGCCCUCUCAUUUCUGGCUGCUGAAUAGAAUGGCCGCUGAUGACCGGCACCUACCCUCCAGCUGUGGGUCCUACAUCAAGACGGAGCCAUCCAGUCCCUCCUCAGUCAUCGACACAGUUAGCCAUCACAGCCCCAGCGGCAACUCAGAUGCCAGCGGCGGCUAUGUCAGCACCAUGAACAGCCACUCCAACGGCCUGGACUCUCCUCCUAUGUUCACCCCAAGUGGGCUAGGGGCUGGCACCUGCCGCAAGCGCUAUGACGACUGCUCCAGCACCAUCAUGGAGGACUCAUCCAUAAAGUGCGAAUACAUGUUGAACUCCCUCCCCAAGAGGCUGUGCCUGGUCUGUGGAGAUAUUGCCUCGGGGUAUCACUAUGGGGUGGCCUCUUGUGAGGCUUGCAAAGCCUUUUUUAAAAGGACAAUACAAGGUAAUAUAGAAUACAGCUGUCCAGCCACAAAUGAGUGUGAGAUCACAAAAAGGAGACGCAAAUCAUGUCAGGCUUGUCGCUUCAUGAAAUGCCUCAAAGUGGGGAUGCUCAAAGAAGGUAAGAAGAGAGUUCGUCUAGACCGUGUGCGAGGGGGCAGACAGAAGUACAAACGGAGGCUGGACACGGAAAACAACCCGUAUCUGGGCUUGACGCUCCCCCCUCCCACCAAAAAGCCUCUCACAAAGAUAGUGUCUCACUUGUUGGUGGCGGAGCCGGAGAAGAUCUAUGCCAUGCCUGACCCCACCAUGCCGGAGAGCGACAUCAAGGCUCUGACCACGCUGUGCGACCUGGCUGACCGUGAGCUGGUGGUCAUCAUUGGCUGGGCCAAACACAUCCCAGGCUUUUCAACUCUGUCUCUGGGCGACCAAAUGAGUUUAUUGCAGAGCGCAUGGAUGGAGAUCCUCAUCCUCAGCAUUGUGUUCCGCUCGCUGCCAUAUGAAGACGAGCUGGUGUAUGCCGAGGACUACAUCAUGGACGAGGAGCAUUCACGGCUCACUGGCCUGCUCGACCUCUACGUGUCCAUCCUACAGCUGGUCCGCAAAUACAAGAAGCUCAAAGUGGAGAAGGAGGAGUUUGUCACCCUCAAGGCCAUCGCUCUCGCCAACUCAGACUCCAUGCACAUAGAGGACAUGGAGGCCGUCCAGAAGCUUCAGGAUGCUCUCCAUGAGGCCCUGCAAGACUACGAAAGCAGCCAGCACCAGGAGGACCCACGGCGGGCGGGCAAGCUGCUCAUGACCCUGCCCCUUCUGCGGCAGACAGCGACUAAGGCAGUGCAGCACUUUUACAGCAUCAAGGUGCAGGGCAAGGUGCCCAUGCACAAACUGUUCCUGGAGAUGCUGGAGGCCAAGGUCUGAUUGACUGGAUGGCCCGACGUCAGCCACGGCAACAGCGGGGCUGCAUUAACAAAACAGAGUGACUUGAACCAAGGCUGAGGGUACUCAGGAGAAGAAACCCCCUGCUGACUGUGCUAGGCAGGACAGGGACUGACCUCUGUCCCUACUCCUGGAACUUUUGGACUAUCUAAAAAAGAACAAAUGCAAACUUGGUUAUUAGUAUAAAUAUAAAAAUGAAUGAUGAAGAUUAAUUUAAAAUAUAUAAGAAAUACUAUGUACAGUAAUAAUUUUUUUGGUUUUUGUUAAUUGUCAGUGGUCAUGCUGUGUAAAGGUGGACCCCUCUGCCCCUCAGCGUCUUCAGAACAAGUUGUUGCCAGUUCUUGAUAACAAGAUAAAAUGGUUUCUUUUUUCAGAAAACUUAAUGCUCCUUAAAUAAUUUCUGAAGACAGCAGAGGUCUCAACAACUCACUUGUCUCACAGUUGUGUUUUUGCCUGGACUUGACCAGGACAUGUAUAUAUUUAUUAUUGGAAGACUGAGUGUACAGUUCAAAGUCUGGUGAAGUUGGUUGCCAUUUUCUCUUGUUCUCCUGGAAAAAAUGAACUAAAAUUGUUACCUAAAUGUGAACUCUUAUCAGUUAAAUGUCCUUGGAUAUACCUCUCCAGAGCAGUAAGCCGUGUGAUCUUUGUAGUUCUGUCUCAGACUGGAAGACUUGCUGGUCCCAUGUUUAAUCAAACUAGCAUAGGCAGGUAUAAUAGUCAGUCGUCUUAUUCUGUAGUAACUCAGCAAUAAAAGGAGCUGUGGGAAAGCCAGGCUUAACCUCCUAUAUUUCAUGUGCUUUUCAAUGCUGCUGUUGCUAAAAGACCAUGCCUGUGUAUCUCAGUACCAUCAGUGGGACAUGCCACUGCACACAAGUGUUUUCCCCUCCUGUAGUGGUUUGUAUUGGCGCUGCUCACGCAACCCAUUGAACCCCAAAUUUGGUCAUUGUUUAAGCCCGUGGAAAUUGCUCCUGGCAUGCAAAUAGAUGACCUGAUUCAGGCUAGGUGAAAGAUGAUCAGUGGGUUUGGUGUGGCAGUAUCAAAGGAUUUAUGCCGAGUGGCAGAAGUCCAGGAGAUUCCAUGUUCAAACAAUCAGAGGCCCAUAUGUCAACCACUCUAUUUUGGGCCCCUUUAAGCCUGUGGCAGAGUCAUCCCACACACAGGGAGCAAGGUGCGCAGCAUCUGCUCUCACCAUUUUAGACACCUCCCGUCUUUUAAUAGCUGUGCCUGCAUUUAUAGAGCUUCAACCAAACGGAGGUAAAUGGCAGGUGCAGAGCUGGAGUGGUGGCACUUCACACUGGGUUUAUUUUUAACCCAGCAGGAGGCUGUUGUCUGCACAGCUCCAGAAGUACAGUAGACACGUGGAACACUUCUUCUUGACCUCAUGUUGACACAGUGGCAAAGUGCAGAGUAACACCCUUCCCACCGACCAGGAGCUAGGCAGGCAUCUGUGAGGACAGCUUAGGGAUGCCCGAGCAUGCACAUGUGAAUAGCUAUGCAAGUAACAAAGUGUCAGCAUGCUCUAACAGCAACCCAACAGUGUGUCAGUACAAGGUGUGAUCUCUGGUGGGAGAAGAGAUCUUGUGCUUUACCCUGUGUUUAACUGGAUGUCCAUUUCAGUGUGUGUGUAAUGUCGUAGUCCAGUCCAGCAGAGCUGUGCCACUCAUCUCCAUGUGACAGAGAAUGUGUUGGAGGUGAACGCUUAUACUACUGAAGGAUUUUAUGUGAUGUGAUAAAUUGUGGCGUUGUCACAACAAUAUGAUACUGUGAUCAAAGGAAUCCCUGACAUUACAGUUGGGUAGAGUUGUCACCAUGCUUGCGAUAUCAAUGGCUAGCACUGCUCCAGCAGCCGGCAUGCUUUUCUUUACAGCAGCCUGAUUGGUCACUUAAUGUAGGCUGUCUUCCCACUCCUGCACCGAAUCAUCCCAACUUGAAGUAGCCGCUGUCCAGUUACCAAGCUCCUCUGUAGGGGGUAACAAUAUAACUUGAGUUACUGUUGUGCAAUACAACAGGGACCAAUUCUGACUGAAAUCAUGCUAAAAGCAUGCUUUUACUUAGAUUUGGGAGAAUUUGUAUGCUAUGAAGUAACAUAUUCUAAGGCCCUCUAUUCACAAACUGUAUCCUGUAUAUGAGAAGAACUAUAUUUGGUUUGCUCAACUGACAAAAAAAAGGACUUUUGCGCUUGUUUCAAUAAAAGUGCAGUAUAAACAGAAACUUUUGCAGAAAAUCUUUACAACUAGAAUUUUGUAGUGGCCCAAGAUGACCAGCCAUACCAAUCAUAAGAACGGGAGUCUUCUCAUCUCCCUUUUUCUUUUUACCUUGCAAUAUGGCACUGUGUUAAGUAAAAGAGAACAUGUCUUACAUUACAAGCUGUCUAAGUAUGUAAAUAUAUCAACGUUAAAACAGUAGGUUGCCGAAAUACCAUUGAAAAUAAAGUAUGCAGCGCCCUGCUGACUACUACCUCAUUAUCAUAUUGUCUAUAUUUCUCUGAUUCAACACUUGAUGCUCUUUAUCAUCCUCACAUGUCUGUGACAUACCUGAGCCAUCCAUGUUUUUAUCAAAAACUCCUUCUCUUCCUCAGUGCUCCUGCCAAAAUAUUUGUAAUUGUAGGUACUGAUCUCCUCUUCCCAUUCAUUCUUCAUAGAUCUGUUUGUAAAGGCAAAGCAUGCUUCACAUUGACCACAUGACUUGGCCAUCAGUGGGUAUGAGCCCAAUUUUGGUUACUAAGCGGGUAUGUUUUUUUAAAAUAUAUAUAUAAACAUCAGUGUGUCAGAAUUGGUCCCUCAGUGACAAAUUGCAGACAGGGGCAGGCAACUGAUUUCCUGCUUCUGUGCUAUGAGUAUUUAUGGUGUGAAAUAUAUCACUUGGCAAUGGUGUACAUUGAUAUCUGAUCGUUGAAUCACCAAUAUCUGUGUAACUUUUACGUUUUGAUUUUCAAAAAGCUAAAGGAUCAAUGAAUUAAAUACUCCCUGAACUCUGUCA